AUGACACUAAUAGCCACAGGCAACAGAAAUCGAACAAAAUUUAAUAAAAAUACCAACAAUCGGUUUAUUCAAACCCAUACAAAUCAAAUUAACAUUCAUUUAAAAGUCGAUGAUGAUGAUGAUGCUUUGGAUGAUGAUGAUGAUGAUGCUUUGGAUGAUGCUUUGGAUAAUGAUGCUUUGGAUGAUGAUGAUGAUGAUGCUUUGGAUGAUGCUUUGGAUGAUGAUGCUUUGGAUGACGACGAUGAUGAUGCUUUGGAUGAUGAUGAUGAUGAUGAAAAACCAAUAAGUAUAUCAUUGAAGUUAAGCACAGAAUGUAUGAAUAUCAUACAAUAG
Molecule: messenger RNA, 333 nt
Organism: Schistosoma intercalatum
Lineage: Eukaryota; Metazoa; Platyhelminthes; Trematoda; Strigeidida; Schistosomatidae
Source: the annotation of a GenBank genome assembly